This is a messenger RNA of Penicillium waksmanii, 960 nucleotides long. RefSeq names its product dihydrodipicolinate synthase family protein. Gene Ontology annotation, molecular function: 4-hydroxy-tetrahydrodipicolinate synthase activity. The record is from RefSeq and is a predicted model, not a curated record. The coding region runs from base 1 to 960 and encodes 319 amino acids. NCBI's taxonomy places the organism in Eukaryota, Fungi, Ascomycota, Eurotiomycetes, Eurotiales, Aspergillaceae. The transcript is spliced from 2 exons.
AUGGGCUCCAUUCAAUCACCGUAUCCCCCCGGCAUUCACGUCCCUUGCCUGACGUGGUUUAAGCCGGACAGCACACAAUCCAUCGACUGGGAGCUUCAAGAGAAACACCUUGAAUUUCUUGUUCGCAGUGGAAUUCACGGCAUUGUGAUCGCUGGCACAAAUGGUGAAGCUGCUACCUUGACACCGGCGGAGAAAUCUAAGCUUGUUUCCCUUACUCGGUCCACAGCCCAGAAACUCGACCGGCCCAGCUUGCCAAUUACUUGUGGUACUUUCGGCGGGUCUACGCAGGCAAUCAUUGAAGACACGAAGUUGGCUGCCGAUGCAGGCGCCGAUUAUGCGCUUGUUCUUGUGCCAUCAUUUUUCCAUUUCGCUCUUGACGCGGCCGCCAUUGUGGGAUUCUUCGAGGAGGUAGCUUCGGCAUCGCCCAUUCCUGUUAUGAUUUAUAACUUCCCUGGCGUGGCUGCCGGUCUCAACGUUACCUCAGAGAUGCUCGAGACCCUGGGCGAGCACCCGAAUAUCGUCGCCGUGAAGUUGACCUGCGGAACAAUUGCCUCGGUCGCUAGAUCGGUCGCCAAGUUCGGCCGGGCUAUUGACAACCCAAAAUUCGUUGCUCUUGCAGGUCAAAGCGACUGGCUGGUUCCCUGCCUGAGUGUUGGUGGUGCUGGAUCCGUUACGGGACUCGCUAACCUGUACCCAAAGGCAUGCAUGGAGAUUUUCGACUUGUAUAGCUCCGGAAAAACAGCAGAGGCUGAGCAGCUACAAAUUCAAUUGGCUGUUGUUGAAUGGGGAUUUGGCAAGGGUGGUAUCAACGGCACAAAGUGGGUUGUCGCCAAAUAUCUGGGUUACCCAGAGGAGAGUGCUUGGUGCCGUCGACCUUAUCCCAAGUUUCUCGAUGAGGAGAAGCGUGCUUGGAUCACCAAGCAAGUCAAGGGACUGGAAGCUAUAGAGAAGGGGCUUUGA